AAUUGUAGCGCCAGCUUCCCCUGCGUUCCAAGGAUAUGGGUCGUACCAUUUGUCCUGUAUGAGAUGUAGCACUGUACGUGAGCGGGUGUGUUGCAUGGAGGCCAGAGCCAACGUACACCCAUCGCUGUGAAAACUUCCUUCCACCAGUUCCGGCUUGCCAAACAUCGUUACCGUGGCCAUUAAACGGGAGCUGCCCGUUGUAUGAAAAUAUGGCGCCAGACAUAGCAUCUCUCCUUACUCAAUGAAUGACAUGACAUUUUAACUUCGACACCAGGAAGCAGCAGGCAAAACAAUAUGGCUUUCUGUUUCCAACUGAGACUGCUGUUGUGGAAGAAUUCCCUUCUACAACGAAGGAAGAUCUGUGUGACCGUUUUUGAGAUCAUUGGACCUCUUUUGUUGGGAUUAAUCAUUUUUGGUCUAAGAUUCAUUUUGCCUGUUAGAAAUGUUUCCGCGAGUGUAUAUCACUAUGACAGUCUGGGCCGAGUUCUCAGUUGGUAUUCACGUAAUGAUGCAAAGGUGGUGUUGUAUACACCCAACAGUACACUCAUCAGUGGAUUAAUUUCUGGUGUGAAUGACAGAAUUAACAACCUGUCCUCAAACCCACGCUAUCGUUUUUCUCGUCCACCUUCCUUCAAAGGAUUUUCCUCUCGAAAGGACAUGUUGGAAUACUUCAGCUUCAACUCUAAACACAUUCCCUUUGCUGUUGAGUUUGAGAACGUGGCAAUGACAGACACGGUCCUACCCAUCAAGCUGCGAUGUGCAAUACGUCCCACAGUUCAACGUAAUUCACAAUGGCACACAACAGAGACCUCUCCCUUUGUCAAUACUGGCACACCACGAAACAGCUACGAUCCGUCCUAUGAGAAGUUUUUGAUACUUCAACGCCUUGUAUAUGAGGCCGUCAUCACAUAUAUUAGUCCAAACGCAACUGAUAUAGUCAAUGAACUGAAGAUUCAAAUGCUGCGAAUGCCAUACCCGCCCUACAUCAUUGACGCCAUAAACGUGCUGCUGCAGUACAUGUUUCCGGUGUUACUGAUGCUGAGUUUCAUGCUGAUGGCCAUCCAGACAACGAAGGGGGUUGUUUACGAGAAGGAAAGAAAACUGAAAGAGUCCAUGAAGCUGAUGGGUCUGAGUGCUGCAGCUCACUGGACGUCUUGGUUUCUGACCAGCUUUAUAUAUGUGUUGGUAAUCAUGGUCCUGUACACUAUGCUGUGUGGAAUUGAUGCAAGUGGAAAUGGAGCUGUCCUGGCCAAAUCAGAUCCCUCCCUGUUCUUUGUGUUCCUCCUCUGUUACGGCGUCUCCAUCAUCUCCUACUGCUUCAUGAUCAGCGUCUUCACUCAACGAGCAAACGUCGGAGCAGCAGUCAGCGGGAUCGUGUUCUUCAUAUCCUACUGCCCGUACUUCUACCUGCAGAUCUUGUACCACAGAAUGUCAAGAUCAGCCAAACUAGCUUCCUGUCUCUUGUUUAAUGUGGGAAUGGCAUUUGGUGCCAAUGUCAUAUCACUCUAUGAAGGAGCUGGUUCUGGCGUGCAGUGGUCUAAUUUUCACGAGCCUGCUACUAUUGAUGACAACUUCUCCCUGCUGGACUCCAUGUUGAUGUUGCUAGGCGACACGGCAAUCCAUCUCCUCAUCACUUGGUAUUUGGACAAUGUCUGGCCAGGGGAGUUUGGUGUGCCGAAACCAUUCUAUUUCCCCUUCACUAGGGAUUACUGGUGUGGCACCAAACAGACAAAAAUGGAUUAUGUACGCGUUCAACAGUGUGAUGAGAGGCACUUUGAGGUGGAGCCAAGUGGCAUGACAACCGGGAUAUCUAUCCAAAAUCUGAAAAAGGUUUUCGGCUCCGGGUCUAAGAAGAAGGUAGCUGUGGAUGGGAUGAGUCUCAACAUGUUCGAAGGUCAGAUCUCUGUUCUCCUGGGUCACAACGGUGCAGGAAAAACUACAACUAUGUCUGUUCUUACGGGUUUCAUCCCUGCAUCUGGAGGGACCGCCAUUGUGAACGGUUACGACAUCAACAACGACAUCCAGAGUGUCCGGCAGAGUCUUGGUCUCUGUCCUCAACACAACAUCCUGUUUGACAGCUUGACUGUCCAUGAACAUCUGGAGUUCUUUGCGAGACUGAAAGGUUGUCCAAGCAACAGUGUCGAAUCUGAAGUUACCACCACAAUUAAUGAAGUUGGCUUGAGUCUAAAGAGAUUAACCCAGUCUCAGCAUCUAUCAGGAGGACAGAAGAGGAAGCUUUCUGUAGGCAUUGCUUUGAUUGGAGGCUCGAAGAUCGUUAUCCUGGACGAACCAACUUCCGGCAUGGAUCCUGCGGCCAGGAGACAGACAUGGGACAUCCUUCAGAGGAACAGACAGGGCCGGACCAUGCUGCUGACCACUCACUUCAUGGACGAAGCUGACGUUCUGGGUGACCGCAUCGCCAUCAUGACAGAAGGGGUGGUCAAGUGCUGUGGAACAUCGUACUUCCUGAAGAAACUCUAUGGAGCUGGCUACCACCUUGUGGUGGUGAAGGAACCCACCUGUCAGGUGGCAUCAGUGACGGCAGUUGUCCAGCAAUACGUCCCUACAGCAGUCAUGGAGAGUGAGAUCAAUGCUGAACUCUCCUACCUGCUGCCUGAUGACCAGUCAGCCAACUUUGCUGCUCUCUUCACGGAGAUUGAAACUCAGAGGGAGAAGCUUGGCAUAUCAAGUUUUGGCGCAAGUGCAACCACCAUGGAGGAGGUAUUCCUCAAGGCGGGUAAAGAUGUGAACGAUGACGCGCAUGAUUGCAACCAAACUGGAUCUUUGGACAAUUUGGCACCUGCUGGAACAAGUGUAUGGAGAAACAGCAGCUACGAACUGCAGGACAGAGAAACCCCUAAUAUAUUAGCAUUCAAUCAGGGUUUCACCAAAAAUACAGGUCUAGGUUUGGAACUGUCUCGCUUUACUGGACUAUUUGUAAAGAAGGCUCUUCACACUUGGAGAAACAAAACAAUCACCAUUGUGCAGCUUCUGUUACCAGUGGCUUUUACCAUUGCUUCUCUGGCUAUCAGCCUGGUAGAACCAGGGAAGGUGGCUCUUGAGGGCCCACUGACUUUUGACUUGGCACCCUUCAAAGGAACAUUUGUAACUAACAUAGAUGGAGGUGGCCCCGGACAGCUACCAGAAGCAUUUGCCUUUUCAUACAGUGCACAGUUUACAGGAACUGUUAACAAAGUUGAGAGAGUGGAUUUGUUGCGGUAUCAUAAUGUAUCCAACUUUUUCUUGUCAAGAGCAAAAGAUCUUGGUGUUGGUGGAUACAACAGGAAAAUGAUCAUUGGAGCACAGUUCAAGUCUAGCAAAGAAGCAGUUGGCAUUUAUAAUGGACAACCAUACCACAGUGAGCCCAUAUCUUUGUCUUUCAUGAUGAAUGCAAUCCUCAAACAUUUUACAUCUCAGGACCAUUCCAUUACCACAAUCAACAACCCGCUUCCAUAUCAGGGGAAAACGUCAAAGGGACACUCGGUAUUCUCCAUACUAUUCCUUGGCUUUUCUGUGGCGUUUUGUCUCCUGUUUGGCAUGGCUUUCCUUACUUCAUCCUUUGUGUUCUUCCUCAUCAAGGAGAGGCAGGUGGGCGCCAAACAUCUUCAGACUGUCAGUGGAGUUGGACCAUUUGUCUUCUGGUUGUCCACCCUGGCCUGGGACUACAUCAACUACCUGAUUCCAUCCCUGUUGCUGCUGGUUGUGUUUGCAGGAUUCCAGUCGCCAGCUUAUACAGAAGAUGGGAGAUCAGGCAUCGUGUUCCUCAUCCUGCUUGUGUAUGGUUUGGCAGUUCUGCCCUUCAUGUAUGCUCUCCAGUAUAUGUUCAAGUCCCCUCCUACCGGGAUGGUUGUCAUCAUCAUCUUGAAUAUUAUCACAGGAAUGAUAAGUAUCUUGACUGUGUUCAUGCUGACCGCAACUGGAGAGGAAAGAGAGGCUGAGAUCACAGACUGGGUGUUUUUGCUUGUUUUCCCCCACUACAACUUCGGCAAGUCAUUCAUGAACAUGCACAGCAAUUAUUUGUACCUUGACAAGUGUCGUCAGCUAAACUACACUUCACAUUGUGCAAGAUCUUCAAGCAACCCAUGCUGUAAAGAUACAUGUGGACGUUACUGUUUCCCAUUUAAAGAAAAUUUCCUGGAUUGGGACUUUCCUGGAGUGGGUCGCCAUUUGUUCUUUAUGCUGUUCCAAGCCGUGUUGUACAUGUCUGUGACACUGUUCAUUGAGUACCAGGUGCCACAGCGAAUUUGGUAUGCCUUCAGACCACAGGAAGCAGAAGUACCACAACCUGUUGUCGUCGAUGGAGAUGUGUUAGCUGAAAGACAACGUAUACAGGCAUUCGCCAAAGAUCUGGAUAACACAGACGCACUUGUCCUCAAGGAGCUAUAUAAGCGUUACGGAGAUUUCGUUGCUGUUGAUCAUCUGAGUGUGGGCAUACCUGAGAAGGAGUGUUUUGGUCUCCUUGGUCAAAACGGUGCAGGAAAGACAACAACUUUUAAAAUGAUAACUGGCGAUGUGAUGCUGACACGUGGAAAUGUUUUCUUGCAGUCUUAUGACAUCAAGAAUCACACGCAAAAGGUGCAGGAGAACAUGGGCUACUGUCCCCAGUUCGAUGCUCUGAUUGACCAGAUGACAGGACGGGAGACUCUCACCAUGUACGCCAGACUCAAGGGAGUGCCGGAGAGCUGCAUCAAAGGAGUCUGUGACAACCUGCUGGAUAUCAUGAUGCUCAGGCAGUAUUCAGACAAGCCAACAUCGGACUACAGUGGAGGUAACAAGCGUAAGCUGAGCACUGCCAUCGCUCUGGUUGGAGACCCGGCCUUCAUCAUGCUGGAUGAGCCGUCCACAGGGAUGGACCCCAAGGCCAGGAGGCAGCUCUGGAACGUCCUGUCAAAGGUCCGGGAGUGCGGCAGGACCCUCGUGCUCACGUCUCACAGCAUGGAAGAAUGUGACGCUCUUUGUACAAGAAUUGCCAUCAUGGUAAAUGGGAGAUUUGUGUGUCUUGGAACACCACAACAUUUGAAGACCAAAUUCGGCCAGGGCUACACACUGAUAGCUCGGAUGAAAACAGUUGAAACUCAACCAGGAGCAUCAGAUGAAAGAGCUCCUGCCCCAACAGAACCGCUGGUGAACUUCAUCACAACAUCCUAUCCCAACACCCACGUGUUCGACGACCAUCAGGGCUAUGUUCACUUCCAAGUUCCUUACAGCGCCGUCAGUCUCGCCCAGGUCUUCACACUGAUGGAACAAUCCAAGGUGCAGUUCUCUGUCGAGGACUAUUCAGUUCACCAAACAACCCUUGAACAAGUGUUCCUCUCAUUUACACGAUGGCAGAUUCCACCAAAGGAGGAUAAAACAAGCCUUUGCAAGAGAAUAUGUUGCUGCUAGCUGCAAUUACUGUUGUUGUGCACCGUGCAUCGAUGACAAGAUUCAUAAUCAAGAUAAUAUGUCAAAUGUUUAUUUAACAAUUGACUUCAAUAUUUCUUUGCGUUUAUGAACGUAAAACCCGUUAUGCAUACUGAGCCAUGCUGAUGCCACAAUUGGCUGUGCAGAGUAGCGUCGCUUAGGUAUGCCAAAGGCGACGAACCACGAGGCCAACAUGCGUUCAGCUUGGGUCAACACCAACAGAGUGCAGGUCGACCUGGUGAAACUCCAGGCAGGUUCCUAGUUACCAUCGGAUUAUGGCAAAAAGGGGUUACUGUCGGGGACAAUUUCAAGAUUUUUUUUACCUUUUUCAAAAUUGCCUGUAAAGUAAUCUUAAAAGUAAAAUAAAAAAUAUAAAAUCUCAA
This is a messenger RNA of Haliotis rufescens (red abalone), 5786 nucleotides long. Its product is annotated as phospholipid-transporting ATPase ABCA3-like. Gene Ontology annotation, cellular component: intracellular membrane-bounded organelle; membrane. Gene Ontology annotation, biological process: lipid transport; transmembrane transport. Gene Ontology annotation, molecular function: ABC-type transporter activity; lipid carrier activity; ATP binding. The transcript is spliced from 19 exons. NCBI's taxonomy places the organism in Eukaryota, Metazoa, Mollusca, Gastropoda, Lepetellida, Haliotidae. The record is from RefSeq and is a predicted model, not a curated record. The coding region runs from base 295 to 5385 and encodes 1696 amino acids.